AUGCGUCGUGCUAACCUGGGCAAGACGUCCAGCGCGGUGACACCUGCACUGCCGUUACGUGCAUAUCGUCUGUCUUCUCAUCAAUCAUCAAGCAAUUUGAGAAUGCGUCAGAGAACCGACACACCGUCGGCAGAGAUCACAAGGCGCGAUUUAAUACUUAGAAAUGAAUACCUAGUCCACAUCAACCUAAUCCUAUGCCAACAGUAG
Molecule: messenger RNA, 207 nt
Organism: Necator americanus (New World hookworm)
Lineage: Eukaryota; Metazoa; Nematoda; Chromadorea; Rhabditida; Ancylostomatidae
Exons: 2
Coding region: 1-207 (68 amino acids)
Source: RefSeq, a predicted model, not a curated record